GUUCGGCGAAUGCGACACAUUGUCUGGAGCUGAGAGACUGGAAGGGACAUCAUGCGUGAGUGUAUCUCCAUCCACAUCGGCCAGGCCGGAGUUCAGGUCGGCAAUGCUUGUUGGGAGCUCUAUUGCCUGGAGCACGGGAUCCAGCCGGAUGGACAGAUGCCCAGCGACAAGACCAUCGGGGGCGGCGACGAUUCAUUCAACACCUUCUUCAGCGAGACGGGGGCGGGCAAGCACGUCCCCCGGGCCGUGUUCAUUGAUCUGGAGCCCACGGUGAUCGAUGAAGUGCGGACCGGCACAUACCGGCAGCUCUUCCACCCCGAACAGCUCAUCACCGGCAAGGAGGACGCGGCCAACAACUACGCCCGGGGCCACUGCUCCAUCGGCAAGGAGAUCGUCGACCUGGUCCUGGAUCGCAUCCGGAAGCUGGCCGACCAGUGCACCGGACUGCAGGGAUUCCUCAUCUUCCACAGUUUUGGGGGCGGCACCGGUUCGGGCUUCACCUCCCUCCUCAUGGAGAGACUCUCCGUCGACUACGGCAAGAAAUCCAAGCUGGAGUUUUCCGUCUACCCGGCGCCGCAGAUCUCCACCGCCGUGGUCGAGCCCUACAACGCGGUGCUGGUCACCCACUGCACCCUGGAGCACUCCGACUGCUCCUUCAUGCUGGACAACGAGGCUAUUUACGACAUCUGCCGGCGGAACCUGGACAUCGAGCGCCCCACCUACACCAACCUCAACCGCCUGCUGGCGCAGGUAGUGUCGUCCAUCACCGCCUCGCUGCGCUUCGACGGCGCCCUCAACGUGGACCUGCUCGAGCUCCAGACCAACCUGGUCCCCUACCCGCGCAUUCACUUCCCGCUGGUGACCUACGCGCCCCUGAUCUCGGCCGAGAAGGCUUACCACGAGCAACUGUCCGUGUCGGAGAUCACCAACGCCUGUUUCGAGCCGGCCAACCAGAUGCUCAAGUGCGACCCCCGCCAGGGCAAAUACAUGGCGUGCUGCAUGAUGUACCGCGGGGACGUGGUGCCCAAGGACGUCAACGCCUCCAUCGCCACCAUCAAGACCAAGCGCUCCAUCCAGUUCGUGGACUGGUGCCCGACGGGGUUCAAGGUAGGCAUCAACUACCAGCCCCCGACGGUGGUUCCGGGGGGCGACCUGGCCAAGGUGCAACGAGCCGUCUGCAUGCUGAGCAACACCACCGCCAUCUCCAUGGCCUGGACCCGCAUGAACCUCAAGUUCGACAAGAUGUACGCCAAGCGGGCCUUUGUCCACUGGUACGUGGGAGAGGGUCUGGAGGAAGGAGAGUUCCAGGACGCGCGGGAGGACAUGGCGUCGCUGGAGAAGGACUACGAGGAAGUGGGCAUCGAUUCGGCGGAUCUGGACAAGAAGGCGGAAGAGGAAGAGUGAAUUUUGUUGUAUAUCUGGAAAGAUUAGUUAUUUUUAAUACUGGUGUAGAUCUAAUUGAUGAAAUUAAAUAUAUUUGAGACAUAGUUUGCUAUUGCGUCCUUCGCAAAGGCCCAAUUGCUUAAUGUCUAUAGUUUCAUACCGUGGAAGCAGACCCUUCGGCCCAACUUGUCCAUGCCCACCAUGCCGCAUCAUCUCUGAUCAUCCAAUUUGCCCACGUUUGGCGAAUAUCAUUCUAUCCAAUUCUUCGACACGAAACUGCAUACAUAUCCUUUAAAUGUUACUGUACCUGCCUCUACUAGAUCACCUGGAACCUCGUUCCAUGUACCCACCACCGCCUGCGAGAUAUAUGUCCCCUCAGUUUCCUAUAACUCGUUCCCCUCUCAUCUUGAUCCUAUGCCCUCUAGUUUUUGAUUCAUCUUUGGUGCUGAAGGUUUCUGUGCAUUAACUCUAUCUAUGCCGCUCAUGGGAUCAUAUACCUCCACAGGAACAUUACUCACCUGUCUUUACUCCAAACAUUUUAAAUCUCAAUCCUACGAGUCCUGGCGUCGUAAAUCAUCGCCUCUCACAAAUCGUCACACUGAUGUAUCUCGGGAUGGGGAUGAUUGUAAAGAUGGGGAUUGGUCAUUGGGGGAGGCAAUCUGUUUCUUGAAAGAGCACGGGGGUCCAAGGACCACAACGUUCCAGUCAUUGAAACUCCUUGUGCUGAUGGAGCGGGCUGACCGGGCGCCGACAAUGGGAGAUACUCCAGUGUUCAUAGACCACAGAACAUACCACAGUACAGCACAGGAACGGAUCCAGCGGCCCACAGGAUUUGCGCCGAACAUGCUGCCAAGUUACACUUAUCUCAUCUGCCAGGACAUGAUCCAUAUCCCUCUAUUCACGGCACUUCGACGCGUCUAUUGAAAAGCCUUUCCAAUAGACGGGUCGAAGAAACUACGCCGCACAUCUUCGUUAAAUGUCCUCCUUUUAUUUCAUAGCUACCCCUCUGGGGUUACACAUUUCCACCAUGGGAAACCUGCUGUGUUUCCUACCCUAUGGGAGAUCGACUGUCGGAACCUAUAACCGGGUUGGGUCCGAACUGGGAAUUCUGUAAUCAGAGCUGGAAUCCGCGAAGUAAAACAAGAGGCGCACACAAGACCGGAGAAAGUAAAGGGGGCUGUGGUAACGUGAUUUGAUAGUUUAUUGUGGAACGCCGAGGUUGAAGAUAGACGUGCUGGAGGUAUAAACAUUAUGAGAGUUAUGCCCCUGUCCCACUUAGGAAACCUGAACGGAAGCCUCUGGAGACUUUGUGCCCCACCCAAGGUUUCCGUGCUGUUCCCGGAGUUUGCAGGUGGUUGACGGAGGUUGCAGGUAGUGGAAGCAGGUAGGGAGACUGACAAAAACCUCCGGGAACCGCACGGAAACCUUGGGUGGGGCACAAAGUCUCCAGAGGUUUCAUUCAGAUUUCCUAAGUGGGACAGGGGCAUAAAUCUCAUAAUGUUUAUACCUCCAUCACGUCUCUCUUCAACCUCGGCGUUCCACAAUAAACUAUCAAAUCACGUUACCACAGCCCCCUUUACUUUCUCGGGUCUUGCGUGCGCCUCUUGUUUUACUUCGCGGAUUCCAGCUCUGAUUCCAGAAUUCCCAGUUCGGACCCAACCCGGCCUUUAGGUUCCGACAGUCGAUCUCCCAUUUCAGUCCGCCAAAACCUACCUGAUCUCCCGGUUGCUCAGCACUUUAACACCCCCUCACAUUCCCAAUCUGACCUUUCUGUCCUGGC
Leucoraja erinaceus (little skate) is the source of this 3163-nucleotide messenger RNA. Its product is annotated as tubulin alpha chain-like. Lineage: Eukaryota; Metazoa; Chordata; Chondrichthyes; Rajiformes; Rajidae. The record is from RefSeq and is a predicted model, not a curated record. Bases 52 to 1404 code for a protein of 450 amino acids. Gene Ontology annotation, molecular function: structural constituent of cytoskeleton; GTP binding. Gene Ontology annotation, cellular component: cytoplasm; microtubule. Gene Ontology annotation, biological process: mitotic cell cycle; microtubule cytoskeleton organization. The transcript is spliced from 5 exons.